This is a messenger RNA of Pipistrellus kuhlii (Kuhl's pipistrelle), 1812 nucleotides long. It is a transcript of the gene ANGPTL7, whose product is annotated as angiopoietin like 7. Lineage: Eukaryota; Metazoa; Chordata; Mammalia; Chiroptera; Vespertilionidae. The transcript has 5 exons. The coding region runs from base 274 to 1308 and encodes 344 amino acids. The record is from RefSeq and is a predicted model, not a curated record.
GGGGUGGAGGUGCAGGCAGCAAACAAUAUUUAAGAUGCUGAGUUUGUGGAGCAUUUAGGCUUGGGAAGGAAGGCUAUAGGAUACCCAAUUAAGCUGCACUUUCAGAAGCUCAAGCUUUGACAACAGCUAAGAGAGAGCCAGGAAAGAGAAAACAGUGGCAAGCUCAUCAAGAGUGCAAGUGUGAGGUUUUAAUUGCUGCAGCUUUGCAAGCCUCAGCCGGGCAGAUCCAGAUUUCCCCACAGGAAGAGCCUUCCUCACCCGGACCCACGAAAGAUGCUGAAAAAACCUCUCUCGACUGUGACCUGGCUCUGCAUUUUCAUCUUGGUCUUUGUCAGCCACCCCGUGUGGCCACAGAAGCCCCCUAAGCGCAAGACGCCCGGGCAGCUCAAAGCGGCCGCCUGCUGCGAGGAGGUGAAGGAGCUCAAGGCCCAGAUCGCCAACCUCAGCAGCCUGCUGAGUGAACUGAGCAAGAAGCAGGAGAAGGACUGGGUCAGUGUGGUCAUGCAGGUGAUGGAACUGGAGAGCAACACCAAGCGCAUGGAGUCGCGGCUCACGGAGGCCGAGGGCAAGUACUCUGAAAUGAACAACCAGAUUGACAUCAUGCAGCUGCAGGCAGCGCAGACGGUCACACAGACCUCGGCAGACGCCAUCUAUGACUGCUCGUCCCUCUACCAGAAGAACUACCGCAUCUCCGGGGUGUACAAGCUUCCUCCCGAUGACUUCCUGGGCAGCCCGGAGUUGGAGGUGUUCUGUGACAUGGAGAUGGCCGGUGGCGGCUGGACCAUCAUUCAGAGACGAAAGAGUGGCCUCGUCUCCUUCUACCGGGACUGGAAGCAGUACAAGCAGGGCUUCGGCAGCAUCCGCGGGGACUUCUGGCUGGGGAACGAACACAUCCACCGGCUCUCCCGACGGCCAACGCGGCUCCGUGUGGAGAUGGAGGACUGGGAAGGCAACGUGCGCUACGCCGAGUACAGCCACUUCGUUUUGGGCAACGAACUGAACAGCUACCGCCUCUUUCUGGGGAACUACAGUGGUAACGUGGGGAAUGACGCCCUCAUCUAUCACAACAAUACAGCCUUCAGCACCAAGGACAAGGACAAUGACAACUGCUUAGACAAGUGUGCGCAGCUCCGCAAAGGUGGAUACUGGUACAACUGCUGCACAGAUUCCAACCUCAACGGAGUCUUCUACCGCCUCGGGGAGCACAACAAGCACCUGGACGGCAUCACCUGGUACGGCUGGCAUGGCUCUACCUACUCCCUCAAACGGGUGGAGAUGAAGAUCCGCCCAGAAGACUUCCAGCCCUAAAGGAGCCUGCAGUGGAGCAGAGCUGGAGAACUGGGAGACCAAUGGAGGCUGGGCAGGGCGGAGGAGGACCGAAGAGAGGACAGGCAGGGUAUGAGUGGAAAAUGGCUUAUGAGAAAAGUCUCCAUGAGAGAGUAAGUCUUUGAGGAGCACAAUACAAUGAUAUGACCCAGGAUGUUACAGUAAAUGAGAUGAAGCACUGGAACACAAUGAAUGGGUCCUGACAUGGACUUUUCGGGGGGCUGGCCUGAGUGGGCUCUUGUGGCCGUGAUCCCUGACAUAGCAGCAGCUUCUUUUUUCCACAUGAUUUUUCUAUGAAAAAAAAUUGUGAGAUGACUUUAUCCAUUUCUAAGGUGAAGUCAGGGCGGAAAAUAAGUCCCUUUGCUAAAGAGAACCAUAUAUAUUGAUUUUCAAGGAGAAGACCUGGGUGUGAAAGGAAUAAAAGGGGGUAAUAGAAGAGAGGAGUUCCUAUUUUUAAAUCCAAUGAAAUUACAUUCAGUCUAUACU